Messenger RNA from Carassius gibelio (silver crucian carp), 842 nucleotides. RefSeq names its product gamma-crystallin S-1-like. NCBI's taxonomy places the organism in Eukaryota, Metazoa, Chordata, Actinopteri, Cypriniformes, Cyprinidae. The coding region runs from base 27 to 584 and encodes 185 amino acids. Gene Ontology annotation, molecular function: structural constituent of eye lens. The transcript is spliced from 3 exons. The record is from RefSeq and is a predicted model, not a curated record. Gene Ontology annotation, biological process: visual perception; lens development in camera-type eye.
UCUAUAAAGAGGUCCUGACCUCAGAAAUGGUUUUGUCUGCUCAGAGAACAGUCACAAUGGCCAAGAUUACUUUCUUUGAAGACAAAAAGUUCCAGGGCCGUCACUAUGAGUGCACUGGAGACUGCACUGACAUGCAGGCCCACUUUUCUCGCUGCAACUCCAUUCGAGUAGAAAGUGGAAGCUGGGUGGUCUAUGAGAAGCCCAACUAUGCUGGAUACCAGUACAUGCUGUCCAAGGGUGAAUACCCUGAUUUCCAGCACUGGGCUGGAUUUAACGACUGCAUUCGCUCCUGCUGCAUGGUUCCUCCUUACACUGGAAACUACAGGAUGAAGAUCUUCGAGCGCUCCGAUUUUGGUGGUCAGGAAAUGGAGCUGAACGAAGAUUGCCCUGAUCUACGACAUCGAUUCCACAAUGGGGACAUCUCUUCAGCCAAUGUCAUGGAAGGCUACUGGAUCCUCCAUGAGCACCCCAACUACACUGGCCGCCAGUUUUUCCUGCGCCCUGGUGAAUACAGGAGGUACAUCGAGUGGGGAAGUCCCAGCCCUACCAUGGGCUCUCUGCGACGCGUGACUGACCUCAAAUGAAGAUCCAAAUCACUCAACCACCUCUCCCAAUGUGUCAACGGCAAUGUCUGUCAUUGCAGCGACUACGUCUGACCUUCGGGCUUGUGGAUCUGUUAUGCUGAAUGUAUUUGUGAUGGUGGCUUUAUACUAGCAUAAUUUAAUUAGGGCUAUCAGUCUCUUUUAGUAAUGUUGACUGAGCAAACUGUAUUUUAUCAGCACCUUUCCCUUCCCAACUUCAACUGGAAAUAAAGAAAAAUUUGAUUAAACUCAAACAUAUAG